AGCGCACCUGGCGCGCGCCGCCUUCCGGCUCCCCGCCGUCGGCCCGGGAGGGCUCGAGGGCCUCUCUCGGGAAGGGGCGCGGCGGACCCGGGAACAGCCCUUCCCUUGCGUCCUCGGCACUGGAGCGCGGACCGCAGUUCUACCAACAUGCCCUCUUUCCUGUUGCUGGAAGCCAUCUGCGUUUUCCUGUUUGCCGGAGUGCCCCCGUCCCUGCCUCUUCAGGAAGUCCACGUGAGCAGGGACACCAUUGGGAAGAUUUCAGCCGCCAGCAAAAUGAUGUGGUGCUCCGCUGCCGUGGACAUCCUGUUCCUGAUGGACGGUUCGCACAGCGUCGGGAAAGGGAGCUUCGAGAGGUCCAAGCACUUUGCCAUCACGGUCUGUGACGCUCUGGACAUCAACCUCAAGAGGGUCAGAGUGGGAGCGUUCCAGUUCAGUUCCGCCCCUCAUCUGGAAUUCCCCUUGGAUUCAUUUUCAACCCAGCAGGAAGUGAAGGCAAAAAUCAAGAGGAUGGUUUUCAAAGGAGGGCGCACAGAGACAGGCCUUGCUCUGAAAUACCUUCUGCGCAAAGGGUUCCCUGGGGGCAGAAAUGCCUCUGUGCCCCAGAUCCUCAUCAUCAUCACUGACGGGAAGUCCCAAGGGCAUGUGGCACUGCCGGCCAAGCAGCUGAAGGAAAGAGGCAUUACUGUGUUUGCUGUGGGGGUCCGCUUUCCGAGGUGGGAGGAGCUGCACACACUGGCCAGCGAGCCGAGGGAGCAGCACGUGCUGAUGGCUGAGCAGGUGGAGGAUGCCGCCAACGGCCUCUUCAGCACCCUCAGCAGCUCUGCCAUCUGCACCAUCGCCUCUCCAGACUGCAAGGUCCAGCCUCACCCCUGUGAGCGCAAGACUCUGGAGACGGUCAGGGAGCUUGUCGGCAAUGCCCUGUGCUGGAGAGGAUCUCGGGGGACCAAUGCCGUGCUGGCUGCGCUCUGUCCCUUCUCCAGCUGGAAGAGAGUGUUCCUAACCCACCCCGCGACCUGCUACAGGACCACCUGCCCAGGCCCUUGUGACUCACAGCCCUGCCAGAAUGGAGGCACAUGUGUUCCUGAAGGACUGGACAGGUACCACUGCCUCUGCCCAGCGGCCUUCGGAGGGGAGGCUAACUGUGCCCCGAAGCUGAGCCUGGAGUGCAGAAUCGAUGUCCUCUUCUUGCUGGCCGGCUCGGCGGGCACCACCCUGGAGGGCUUCCUGCGGGCCAAGGCCUUCGUGAAGCGGUUUGUGCAAGUCUCGCUGAGCGUGGACUCCCGGGCCCGCGUGGGGGUAGCCCUGUACAGCGAGGAGCUGGUGGUGGCAGUGCCCGUGGGUGAGUACCACGAUGUGCCGCACCUGGUCAGGAGCCUCGAUGGCAUUCCCUUCAGUGGUGGCGCCACCCUGACGGGCAGUGCCUUGCGGCAGGCGGCAGAGCACGGCUUUGGGAGCGCCACCAGGACAGGCCAGGACCGUCCACGCAGGGUGGUGGUCCUGCUCACUGAGUCACGCUCCCAGGAUGAGGUCGCUGGUCCAGCACGUCACGCGAGGGCCCGCAAGCUGUUUCUGCUGGGCGUGGGCAGUGAGGCCGUGCGGACAGAGCUGGAGGAGAUCACAGGCAGCCCGAAGCACGUCAUGAUCUACACCGACCCACAGGACCUGUUUAACCAAAUCCCUGAGCUGCAGGGGAAGCUGUGCAGCCGGCCACAGCCAGGCUGCCAGGCACAGUCACUGGACCUGGUUUUCAUGUUGGAUGCCUCUGCCUCCGUGGGGCCUGGGAACUUUGCCCAGAUACAGAGCUUUGUGAGAAGCUGCACCCUCCAGUUUGAUGUGAACCCCGAUGUGACGCAGGUUGGCCUGGUGGUGUACGGCAGCCAGGUCCAGACGGCCUUCGGGCUGGACACCCACCCAACCCGUGCCUCAGUGCUGCGGGCCAUGAGCCAGGCCCCCUACCUGGGUGGGGCAGGCUCCGCAGGCAUGGCCUUGCUGCACAUCUAUGACAAGGUGAUGACUGUCCAGAAGGGCGCCCGGCCUGGUGUCCCCAAGGCUGUAGUGAUGCUCACAGGGGGGAGGGGGGCAGAGGACGCGGCCGUCCCCGCCCAGAAGCUGAGGGACAAUGGCGUCUCUGUCCUGGUGGUGGGCGUAGGGCCUGUCCUGAGGGAGGCACUGCGGAGGCUUGCAGGUCCCCGGGACUCCCUGAUCCACGUGGCAUCCUACGCAGACCUGAGGUACCACCAGGACGUGCUCAUCGAGUGGCUAUGUGGAGAAGCCAAGCGGCCAGUCAGCCUCUGCAAACCCAGCCCGUGCAUGAACAAGGGCACCUGCGUCCUGCAGAACGGCACCUACCGCUGCGAGUGCCGAGGUGGCUGGGAGGGCCCCCACUGUGAGAACCGUAAGUGGGGCUCUUGCUCUGCAUGUGUGAACUUAGGGUGGGAUUCUGAGUCCUUCCACACCCUGGGAACUCAGCUGAAGGCAGGUCCUAUGGCAUUCACUCAAUGGAAGGAAUCAUACAAUCAUUUGUUCGUUCAUGCAUUUAGUGGGGGCCUCCUACAUCCCAGGUGUCCCAGGUGCGGAGAAUAUAGCAGUAAACAAAACAAUAAGAAUCUCUGCCCUCGUGGGGCUCCUAUGCUAGUGGGGGAGACAGUAAAUAUAAGCACAACAUGUAUUAUAGUAGGUGGUGCUAAGCACAUUCAGAAAAAUAAUGGCGACUGGGAAGAAGGCCUCUGAGGGCGGCCUCAGUUCGGAGCACAGUGGAUCCAAAGUAACAGGAACGACGAUGGAGGAUGCAGGCACAAAUGCAGAUGGGUGGGUAGAUGUGAUGGUGGAAGCUGGUGGGAGUUCUUUUUUUAGUGUUUCUAUUUGCUCAAUGAAAUGGGAGGAACCACUAUCAGCUGAGUGAGGAUGGGGAGGAGGUUCUGGGGGUUUGAGGAGAGAAGAGCAGUAACUGACUAGCAGAGAAGGGGAAUAGACUAAGGACAUAGAGAAUGACUGUUGGGCAGCAUUAUGGGCCCACCUGUGGCUCCUGUUCCUGCAUUUAAAGUCAGAACAGCCAGCAGCCAGGAGAUGAUUCCCGCUGGAGUCUUGGAUUUUCAGCUACCGGCAGAGGUCGGCUCCCUAAGGCCGGGUAGUGGAUCUGAAGGGCACUCAGAUGGGGCCUCUGAUCCAACAUCUUCUGCUUGGGUUGUGGAGUGAGAGCAAGACGUGCAGGGGCCCACGGCUGCUGGUUGGUUGAGAAGAGGACUCAGAUGCUCCUUGUGUCCUCAGAGUUCACUUCUUUCCCAGGGGCCUUGAGAGGAGAUGCCCCCAAGGCACAGGGCUCCCGCCGAGAGCCUGCAGGAAGCCAGCAGCCAUAGCCUUUCCAGCAACUACAGAGAAGGCCUGGACAGCCUGGGCGCUGAAAGGGCGCCUGCCCUCAGCAGAGCGUCCUGUCUGCCUUGUGGGGUCCUUUGAGUGUCUGCUUCCAGCUCUGUCCAGAACCCUCCUGCCCACUUUCCUCACUCGGGGAGAAGAGGUGGCCAACUGCAAACUGUGCUGCUUAAGGACACGGCAGGAGCUGGUUUCAUCCCCUAAUGCUGGUGUUGAAAACUCUUGACACAAUAGUUACCUUCUGUACCUAGUGGUGCCCUGUUGAGCUUAUGUCAUCUGCCACCUUUCCUCUGAGGAGGAACAAAGGAACCUGGAGACUGGAUGGCCUGUUUGAGGCUCAGUUUGCCCACAACAAAUGCUAAAUAGAAUGUCGUUGGGAUAGUAAUGCUUAACUGAAAGAUUUGACUGGAGUGUCAUUCGGACCACUGCAGUGAUGGCAUUUCAAGAUGGAGAAAGGUGGACCUUUUCAUACGUCUUUCCCCAAAGAUGUCCUGGAUGCGUUGAUUCUUUUGUUUGAAAAGGGGCUCGAGUGGCAUUUGUGGCUUGUUCUGGUGACUGGAUCUGUGCGUGGGAGAGAGUUGGAAAGGCCCCAGACUGGAAUGUGACUGAUUCACUGGCUUGUUUGAUGGUAGAGGAGGGGCUGAGUGUGCAAACAGCCUUGGUCUCCAGGGGCCGUGUGAAGUUCGCCUGGGUACUGGGCAGUGUUCGCUUCGACGGGCUUCCUUUAGAGUUACUUAGGAGGGUUCACUGUGCGGCGUUUACUGAGGUCUUGUCUUACUCUCCUUUUAUGGGGCAGUAGAAUUCUUAAACUCAACAAAUAGAGACUAAAGAAACUCAGAGGGGUUUGGCUUUUGUAAGCAUCGAUCUUCUAGCUCUCUGGGUUUUGGUCUUGUUUUACUCUUUAUGUCUAGUUUUUAAAGGAAUAUUUCAAGAAACGAUGUUGGUUAUUUAACAGGAGUAUUUGUACCUAUAUGGCAAAGAGGCUUAGCUGGAACAUUUUCUGGCAAACACAGUUCUUACUCAGCCCUGCAGUAAUUAGGAACCAGUUCUCCCCCUUGGUGGUGGGUUUUCGAGUUGGGUUUUCAGUAACAACCUUUGUAGAGCUCCUAAGUCCAGACAAACUUAAAGUCAUGUUUUAUAUGUAAACGUUCAAGGCUACCUUGAUUUAAACACCACUUAGCUGUAAGAACUUCAGGAUUUCAGGUGCUAGAAAAGCACUCAAAGAGCUGAUCGCCGUGGUAUUGUGAGACAUUAAAAAUAGAGUGCGCUGUACCAAGCACUGUGUUGCAACAGUCAUUCGUGCUCAGUGGAUAUUUUAAUUCCUCUUAUUACCUUGGCCUCAGUGGAAGGCGACAUCAGAGCUGGGUCACAGGCCCACCUGGCAGGUGCAAUAGGUGAUGUUGGAGAAUUUACAUGAAUCCCCUUGUCUUUAAAUCAACAGCAGUUUAAUCAUUCCACACUGUCUGGCUCGGUGUUCCAUUUGGAUUACUUGCACUUAACCCCACAAAACCAUGGGCCCUGGGCUUACAUGGUAAAGGCUUUACUAUUUCUCUUUUUAGGUCCCAGCCCUUUACAUAAAUAUGUUUUCCUUGUAAAAAUUGAAAUACUGCAGAUAUGUCAUCAAUCUUUUGUUUUCUCUAAAUCAUCCUGAUUCCGGUACACUUAUUCUAUUCCUGGGCUACUAAGCGUGUUUGUUAGGAGUGUUGAGAUUUGCGGUAUGCUUUCCACUUCCUUUGAGAUGAUUUUUUUGUUCACGUUUAAUCUGUUCAUAUGAUGAACUACCAAUUAAUAUAUUUUUUGAUUGUUGAACCACCUUUGAUUUCCUGAAUAAGCACUAUCUGGUCAUGAUACAUGAUUCUUCAAACACUGCUGAAUUUCAUUUGCCAAUAUUUUAAGACUUUUUCAGUUUUCUUUUGCAGUAUGUGUUGGAUUUUUGGUAUCACAACUAUGCUGACGUUAUAAAAUGGAAAAUACAUAUUCCUCAGGUUUUCAAAUUGCUACAUUCAUAGCAUUUUCUGUAAUUUAAAAAACUGAGUUCUGCUAUUUCAUGUUGCCUUAGGUUGUCUUUUUAUUGUAUCAGUCUUUUUAAUGAGCCAGAUUUUGGUUUUGUCAUUUUUAAAAUAAGCACAUUUAUGCUAGAACUUUCUUAAUUACUGCUUAGGCAACCUUCCAAGUAUUGGUAUGUUUCUUGUCCCCAAGAAUGAUCUGGGAGUGUGUUUAACCUCCAGGAGCAUUGCUGUGCACUCACUCACAUAAGAUGGGUUUCUGCAGAUGUCUCCUGUGUAUUUGGUACAUUGUUAAUUAUACUGUUAAAAUCCUCUUUCAGCCUUAUCUAUGCUACUUGACUUAAGGAGGCUUAAGGUCUCCUGCUAAGAUCCCUCCUUAAUGUUCACCAGUUUUUACU
Equus quagga is the source of this 5773-nucleotide messenger RNA. It is a transcript of the gene VWA2, whose product is annotated as von Willebrand factor A domain containing 2. The record is from RefSeq and is a predicted model, not a curated record. The transcript is spliced from 13 exons. NCBI's taxonomy places the organism in Eukaryota, Metazoa, Chordata, Mammalia, Perissodactyla, Equidae. Gene Ontology annotation, biological process: calcium-independent cell-matrix adhesion. Gene Ontology annotation, molecular function: calcium ion binding. Bases 148 to 2730 code for a protein of 860 amino acids. Gene Ontology annotation, cellular component: basement membrane.